This is a messenger RNA of Malus domestica (apple), 2588 nucleotides long. Its product is annotated as pentatricopeptide repeat-containing protein At4g21065-like. NCBI's taxonomy places the organism in Eukaryota, Viridiplantae, Streptophyta, Magnoliopsida, Rosales, Rosaceae. The record is from RefSeq and is a predicted model, not a curated record. Gene Ontology annotation, molecular function: protein binding; zinc ion binding.
UUUUAUGUUUUUUAUUUACCGUUAACCGUUGGGAGCUUUUGAAAUGCAAAGGCUCGUCAAGACCGCCAUUUUUACCGCCAACAGAAGAGAAGCAGAGCAGAGCUGCUUGGCGCUCCUCCAAGGGUGCGACGCCGUUUCAAAGCUCUCCCAGAUCCACGCCCACGUUUUGAAAUCGGGGCUCCAAAACAAUCCGCUUGUACUCACCAAGUUCGCCGCCACGGCCUCCGACCUUAAAGCCAUCGACUACGCCUCCUCCUUCCUCUUCUCCGGCGACGCCGAUACGCUUUACGAUUCGUUCCUCUUCAAUACUGUAAUUAGAGCUUACGCGCAGACCAGCCAUGAAAAGCAUAAAGCUUUGUGCUUUUACAAUGUUAUGGUUCAAGGUUCUGUUUUGCCUAAUAAAUUCACCUACCCUUUUGUCCUCAAGGCCUGUGCUGGAAUUGGGGACUUGAAUUUGGGGAAGUCGGUUCAUGGGUCGGUGGUGAAAUUCGGGUUCGAUGCCGAUGUUCAUGUUUGUAACACUAUGGUUCAUAUGUAUAGUUGUUGUGGAGGAGGGAUUGAGUUUGCCCGGAAGGUGUUUGAUGAAAUGCCCAAGUUGGACUCUGUUUCAUGGAGUGCGAUGAUUGGCGGGUAUGUGCGUGUGGGGUGGUCGACGGAUUCAGUUGAGUUGUUUAGGGAAAUGCAGAUGGCGGGAGUUAAGCCGGAUGAGAUAACUAUGGUCUCCGUUCUGUCUGCGUGUACGGAUUUAGGUGCACUUGAGCUUGGGAAGUGGGUUGAGUCUUACAUUGAGAAAGAAGGGAUUCAUAAAUCUGUGGAGCUUUGUAAUGCGCUCAUCGACAUGUUUGCAAAGUGCGGGAAUGUGGAUAAAGCUUUGAAAUUGUUUAGAAACAUGAGUGGGAGAACAAUUGUUUCUUGGACUUCUGUGAUUGAUGGUCUGGCAAUGCACGGCCGCGGAAUGGAAGCCAUUGCUUUGUUCGAGGAAAUGAUUGGGACUGGGGUAGCACCUGAUGAUGUUGCUUUCUUAGGGUUGCUUUCUGCGUGUAGUCAUUCUGGGCUAGUUGAAAAGGGUAAGAGGUACUUCAGUUCAAUGGUAGAAAAGUUUCAAAUUGUACCUAAGAUAGAACACUAUGGAUGCAUGGUGGAUAUGUUUUGCAGGGCCGGACAUGUCAAAGAAGCAUCGGAGUUUAUCCAAAAGAUGCCGAUUGAGCCAAACCCUAUAGUCAUGCGAACCCUGAUCAGUGCUUGUCAUGCACACGGUGAACUCAAGCUUGGAGAGAGUAUCACCAAGCAGUUAAUCAGGAGUGAACCUAUGCAGGAGUCAAACUAUGUCCUGCUUUCCAACAUUUAUGCAAAAAUGAACCAUUGGGACAAGAAAACCAAGAUUAGAGAGGCGAUGGACAAGAAGGGGAUGAAAAAGAUCCCUGGGAGCACUAUGAUCGAGCUAGACCACGAAAUUUACGAAUUUGUGGCUGGAGAUAAAUCGCAUAGACAGUGCAAAGAGAUUUACGAGAUGGUAGAGGAGAUGGGGAGGAAGAUGAAGAAAGCUGGAUAUGUUCCCACUACAUCAGAGGUCUUGCUAGAUAUCAAUGAAGAAGAUAAAGAGGAUGCUUUGAAUAGGCAUAGUGAAAAGUUAGCCAUUGCUUUUGCCCUCCUGAAUACGCCUCCAGGAACUCCUAUUCGAAUAGUGAAGAACUUACGAGUUUGCGAUGAUUGCCACUCUGCUACUAAGUUCAUCUCUAAAGUUUAUAAUCGAGAAAUAGUGGUGAGGGAUAGGAACAGGUUUCACCAUUUCAAGGAUGGUAUGUGUUCUUGUAGAGAUUUCUGGUGACAAGCAUAUCAGAAAUGGUUCCAAAUGGGAGCUUAUGAGCAUAUUUUACAAUGAAAAUUCCUUACAAAGAAUGGCAAUUGAUCACAGCCACAAAACAACUUGCUGUUGAACUUGUACUACAACUAGCGGAGGAGCAUACAAUCUGCAUUCAGCUUUUCUAGUCAUAGCAGUUUGUUGACUGUGAGUGAACAGUGAUCAGCUGUAAUCAUCCCUGUGGUCGUAGCACAUCAAAAGGAAAAUGGAAGGAAGCAACCAAGUUGCUCCGGAUGAAACAAAAGCCUCUCAGAUAGCAACCUUCCAUCUAUUCUAUUAUUCGACUCUUUGUAAAGACCUGAACACGCAUUGCAAGUCGUCCUGGAAGUCUGGAACCUUUUCAAGGCAAAUUUGAGACAGAAUUACUUCAACACACCUUGGGCGGCUAUUUCUGUCAGUGCAGCUGUUUUUCUCCUCCUCCUCUUCACGAUCAUGCAAACCGUGUGGUCUGUCAUUUCUAUUACUUAAUCAAUCAGCAGUAAGUCUUUCCUUCUCUGUGUCUAGUCUUGUUUCUUUUUUAUCAACUCUCUCUGUCUAGUCUUUGAGAGAGCAAUCUGUAUUGAGACCCCGAGUAAUUUGUGUACGUACCCGCGUACGUACAUAGAAGUACACGCGUAUCGUACGUCGAAGAGUAAUAGCUCUUUAAUUUUUCUGUGAAAGUUGGCUGUGUGUAUUGAGUGAACAUUUGAAGUAAUAAUUCCACUGCUUGUUUUGUUUGUUGGUUUCA